Messenger RNA from Egretta garzetta (little egret), 1200 nucleotides. It is a transcript of the gene ST7, whose product is annotated as suppression of tumorigenicity 7. The record is from RefSeq and is a predicted model, not a curated record. NCBI's taxonomy places the organism in Eukaryota, Metazoa, Chordata, Aves, Pelecaniformes, Ardeidae. The transcript has 11 exons. The coding region runs from base 28 to 1200 and encodes 390 amino acids.
GGGAGAGAACCUUUGACUUACUACGAUAUGAAUCUUUCAGCGCAGGACCAUCAGACAUUCUUUACAUGUGACACAGAUCAUUUACGUCCUGCAGAUGCUAUAAUGCAAAAAGCCUGGAGAGAGAGAAACCCCCAAGCCCGAAUUUCUGCAGCACAUGAAGCUUUGGAGUUGAAUGAGUGUGCUACUGCCUAUAUUCUUUUGGCUGAAGAGGAAGCAACAACAAUUGUAGAAGCAGAGAAGCUGUUCAAGCAAGCUCUGAAAGCUGGAGAGGGCUGUUACAGGCGCAGUCAACAGUUACAGCACCAUGGUGCGCAGUAUGAAGCCCAACACAGAAGGGACACCAAUGUGUUAGUUUAUAUUAAGAGGAGGCUGGCAAUGUGUGCAAGAAAGCUGGGAAGGACCAGGGAAGCAGUGAAAAUGAUGAGAGAUUUGAUGAAGGAGUUUCCUCUACUCAGCAUGUUCAACAUCCAUGAAAACCUGUUAGAGGCUUUGUUGGAACUGCAAGCGUAUGCAGAUGUCCAGGCAGUCUUAGCAAAGUAUGAUGAUAUAAGCUUACCAAAAUCAGCAACGAUAUGUUACACAGCUGCAUUGCUCAAAGCCAGAGCUGUCUCUGACAAAUUUUCUCCAGAGGCUGCCUCAAGGCGAGGGCUGAGUACUGCAGAGAUGAAUGCAGUAGAAGCUAUUCACAGAGCAGUAGAAUUUAAUCCACACGUGCCAAAAUAUCUACUAGAAAUGAAAAGCUUAAUUCUGCCCCCUGAACAUAUUCUGAAGAGAGGGGACAGUGAAGCAAUAGCAUAUGCUUUCUUUCAUCUUCAACACUGGAAAAGAGUAGAGGGGGCAUUGAAUCUCUUACACUGCACAUGGGAAGGCACUUUCAGAAUGAUCCCCUAUCCACUGGAAAAAGGACAUCUUUUCUACCCUUACCCUAUUUGUACAGAAACUGCAGAUAGAGAACUACUACCAUCAUUUCAUGAAGUUUCAGUUUACCCCAAGAAAGAGCUUCCCUUCUUCAUCCUCUUCACUGCUGGACUAUGUUCUUUCACAGCCAUGCUAGCCCUCCUGACACAUCAGUUCCCAGAGCUUAUGGGGGUCUUUGCAAAAGCUUUUCUCAGCACCCUCUUUGCCCCUUUAAAUUUUGUGAUGGAAAAAGUAGAAAGUAUCCUGCCCUCCAGUCUGUGGCACCAGCUGACGAGGAUCUGA